GGUAACCUCGACAUGAAAAAGAGAAUAAUCGAUUCGUGAGAAAUAUGGAGUAAGGACAACAGCUUUCGAAGUCGUGCAGAGUCAACCCAACAAUUUUCCUGUUUACUAGAUUCUAAUAGCAAAUCAGUCUAACAAUGGGCCAAGGAAGCUCUAGCAGGCACAAAACAACAGAUUUUUCAAAAUCAGAAUCAACCCUUGAAUUUGAACCUGGAAAGAAGCUUAUCUCUCACAGUCAACAAUCUUUUGAAAGGAGCACAGCACCAUUUGAUAGAGAAGUACGGCCACCACCAAGUGUUGUGUCAGAUGAUGAUGAUGAUGACUUCUCAAAGCCUGGAAAGCCAAGAAGAAGGCUGACGGUUCCCACAGUUUUCAGAUGGGAAUAUGGUGGAAAGGAAGUUUACUUGUCUGGUAGUUUUAAUGAAUGGAAGACCAGAAUACCCAUGUCUUACGGUGGUGGAGAAUUUACAGCUAUAAUCGAGCUGUUAGCUGGUGAACAUCAUUUUAAAUUUCUUGUUGAUGGCCACUGGAUACAUGACCCAAAUCAGGCAACUGUGAAUGAUACGUUUGGAGGCCGAAACAACGUUGUUGUCGUAAAAGACUCUGAUUUUGAUGCCGCAGAAGCGUUAGAUGAGGAUGCGGGAAUGCAGAAGGGAAGCUUCGGCUCGCUUAGACAAAUUUCUCCGCCUGGCUCUUACGGUCAACUGAUUCCAUCCCAUCAUACACCGGUUGUCGUUCAUGAUACUUUACAUUCUGCAGUACCUCCCAUGCUUCCACCUCAUCUUUUAAAUGUCAUACUUAACAAGGAGGCCAUCGAUCAGGAGGAUCUUACUUUGCUUCCAGUACCCCAUCACGUCGCUUUAAACCAUCUCUACGCACUUUCGAUCAAGGACGCUGUGAUGACGCUCAGUGCUACGCAUCGCUACCGAAGGAAGUACAUCACGACCGUGCUUUACAAACCUGUAAAAUAGCUUUCUGAGUCCUGAUAUAUUUGUCUGGAGUGCUGUAUUGUAUUGUAUAAUAGAUUACGCUUUCUUUAUCACGUGUUUUAAUACAUAUUCUGAUUAAAAAUUACGAGUUUA
Rhopilema esculentum is the source of this 1079-nucleotide messenger RNA. Its product is annotated as 5'-AMP-activated protein kinase subunit beta-2. Gene Ontology annotation, cellular component: nucleus; nucleotide-activated protein kinase complex; cytoplasm. The record is from RefSeq and is a predicted model, not a curated record. Gene Ontology annotation, biological process: signal transduction. Lineage: Eukaryota; Metazoa; Cnidaria; Scyphozoa; Rhizostomeae; Rhizostomatidae. Gene Ontology annotation, molecular function: protein kinase binding.